GUAAUAACCAGUAGUCAUGGCUUCUUUUUGUCGAAUGUUUCGUUCUGGCUUGGCGAAAAAAGUGCUGCAAACAGCGCCUGGCCAGUCCUUCAGAAAUCUGAAUACUACAGCCUGUUCUAUGUCUGCUUGGCACUUGGGCAAAUUGAAUCAUGUGGCUAUAGCAGUGCCAGAUAUGGAUAAGGCAGCUGAUAAAUACAGAGACCUUGGAGCUGAUGUCAGUGAACCACAUAACCUCCCCAGCCAUGGAGUGACUACAGUUUUUGUGAACCUUGGAAAUUCUAAGCUUGAGUUACUUCAUCCAUUCGGGGAGAAAAGCCCCAUUCAGAAGUUUUUGGAGAAGAACAAAAAUGGCGGGAUUCACCACAUUUGUAUUGAGGUGAAAAAUAUUGAAGCCGCCAUGAAAGACGUCAAGGCAAAGGGUAUUCGAUUAUUGAGUGAAACCACUUCGAUUGGUGCUCAUGGUAAACCAGUGGUAUUCCUACACCCAAAAGACUGUAAUGGUGUCCUCACAGAGUUAGAAGAGGAAUAAGGACGUGGGACAAUGGGAAUGGGUUGUGUCUUCAUUUCUGCAGUACCAGCUUGUGGGCAUUGUUUUGUCAUCAAGGUUAGGUGAUGUUUGCCGUUUUGGUUAGUGGAUGACGUAUUAUAAAAGCUUAAGAUUAGGACAAUGACAGUUGAAUAUCAUUAUAUUUAUUGAACGAUGGAGUAUUAUUGGUGCUUGUGUAGGCCUGUCACUUACGUCAUUGACAUGCUUGAAUCAAUGGACAAAAUUUAUUUAUCAGAAUCUCAACUACUUGUGUCCUGUACAUGUAUGAAGGAGAUAACGCUUAGUAGAGCUGACUUUUGUCACAAACACCACUUGAGCAACUUCGCCAAGGUGGCCAGCAUCUGACUUUGACAUAGAACAUGUAAUCUUAUGUUAAAGUAAGGUUACCAGACUAGGAUGCACUGUUGAUGUAGUAAUGCAUGAGAAUGAUGUAAACAGUAUUUGGCGUAUUAUUUGCAAUAAAAGAUUUAACCUUA
Molecule: messenger RNA, 1023 nt
Organism: Lineus longissimus
Lineage: Eukaryota; Metazoa; Nemertea; Pilidiophora; Heteronemertea; Lineidae
Product: methylmalonyl-CoA epimerase, mitochondrial-like
Exons: 6
Coding region: 17-529 (170 amino acids)
Biological process (GO): L-methylmalonyl-CoA metabolic process
Cellular component (GO): mitochondrion
Molecular function (GO): methylmalonyl-CoA epimerase activity
Source: RefSeq, a predicted model, not a curated record